This is a messenger RNA of Ilex paraguariensis (yerba mate), 996 nucleotides long. NCBI's taxonomy places the organism in Eukaryota, Viridiplantae, Streptophyta, Magnoliopsida, Aquifoliales, Aquifoliaceae. The record is from the annotation of a GenBank genome assembly.
AUGGUGUUCCAAUGGCAUCUCUCAGUUUUCUCUCUCUUCUCCUUGUUCUUCUUCAUUGUCUUCCUUCUCAAAUGGUUUUUCAACACUCCAAAAACCCAAGAAAACCUACCUUCUUCCCCACCUAAGCUUCCAAUUAUCGGUAACCUUCACCAGAUUGGGUUAAUACCUCACCGCUCGCUCCGAGCAUUAGCUCAACGUUAUGGCCCACUCAUGCUGCUUCACCUCGGCGGUGUCCCAGUGCUCAUAGUCUCCUCAGCCGAUGCAGCCCACGAAAUCAUGAAAACCCAUGACCUGAUAUUCUCAAACAGACCCAAAUCAAGCAUUGCCAGUAGACUUGUCUAUGACUCUAAGGACAUAGCAUUUGCUCCUUAUGGAGAGUAUUGGAGGCAGGUGAAAAGCAUAUGUGUGCUCCAACUUUUAAGUAACAGGAGGGUUCAGUCAUUCAAAAACGUCAGAGAAGAAGAAACAGCACUUAUGAUUCAGAAAAUUAGGCAGAACUGUUCUUCUUCUUCUUCAGUUGUGAAUUUGAGUGAGAUUUUAAUAUCACUUACGAAUGAUGUGGUUUGUAGGGUGGCGUUGGGAAGAAAGUACAGUGGAGGGGGAGAGGUUAUGGAAUUGUUGGGGGAGUCUGCGCAAUUAUUGGGUGUUUUUAAUGUUGGGGAUUAUAUCCCAUGGCUUGGGUGGAUGAAUCGUGUAAAUGGUUUGGAUGCUAAAGUAGAGAAAGUAGCUAAAGGGCUUGAUGAAUUUCUGGAGGGUAUUGUUAAGGACCACACGGAGAGGAAGAAAGGAAAGAAUGAUGGUGGUGGUGGUGAUAGUGUUGAAGAAGGGACAGACUUUGUGGAUAUUUUGCUUGAAAUUCAGAGAGAGAAAAUGACUGGCUUUUCUAUUCAUAGAGAUACCAUUAAAGCCCUUAUCAUGAUCACUUAUCAACACUGCUUUUGGUGUCUUGCAAGUUUUGAGUCAGUUGGUAUGGCCUCUAGGAAAGAAUCCAUGUAG